Molecule: messenger RNA, 1709 nt
Organism: Daphnia carinata
Lineage: Eukaryota; Metazoa; Arthropoda; Branchiopoda; Diplostraca; Daphniidae
Product: ran-binding protein 9-like
Exons: 7
Coding region: 78-1709 (543 amino acids)
Biological process (GO): cytoskeleton organization; cell surface receptor signaling pathway
Cellular component (GO): cytoplasm
Molecular function (GO): protein binding
Source: RefSeq, a predicted model, not a curated record
UCGACAGAAUAAACUCUAAACAAUAAAAUAAACUUCACUUUCGAGGUGCUAUUCCCAGUACUUACUUCAAUUUUUAAAUGGCUGCCACGUCUAUGGAACGUUAUCUUCAAGUGCUCUAUUCUACUGUUGAUGCAAAGAAAACGCCACUGCCUACUUCGUGGAGCAGUACAGAUAAAAACAACUAUAUUAAACUUUCUAACAUGCACCGGAGAGCCCAUUACAAAGGGUAUUCACGUUCAAUAAAAGACACUGCAUGUGUGAGAAGUGAUCACCCUAUACCUCUUGCUUGCGGUCUCUACUAUUUUGAAGUCAAAGUUAUUGACAAAGGAUUAAAAGGGAGCAUUGCCAUUGGUGUUGGAACUAGAGAAAUGAAUUUAAGCAUACUUCCUGGAAUGGACAAGAAUUCUUUUGGCUACCUUGGCAACUGUGGUGGAAAAUUCUGGGGAUCAGAAGUGGGUACAGCCUAUGGACCUUCUUUCACUACCAAUGACACAAUCGGUUGCGGCGUUAACCUAGUUAAUCGCCAAAUCUUUUUUACAAAAAAUGGAAAAAAUCUUGGUGAAGCAUUUUCCGGCUCUCUUUUUGACGCGUCUUCAGUUUUAGGGUUGUACCCUACAGUUGGUCUCCAAACCACGGGAGAAGUUGUAGAGGCAAAUUUCGGGCAGUCACGCUUCAUGUAUAACAUCGAAAAAGACAUAAAUGAACUAAAGAAGAAAACUGCCUCCUCAAUUACUGAAUUUCCUAUACCAAAUGAGCACACUGAGAUGCCAGCCGUGUUUCAAAGCUGGGUGUUUUCAUAUCUAAUGCACCAAGGAUACUAUUCUACAGCUGAAGCAUUGGCGCGCAGUACUGGCCAAAAAUUGGGUGAGGAAGAAUCAUCGAUGAAAAGCAGACAACGAAUCCAAGGUCUGGUUUCAAGUGGAAAAAUAGGAGAAGCAAUUGACGUGACUCAAGCAUGUUUCCCUACGUUCCUGGACUCGCAUCCCAAUUUAUUCUUUUUACUGAAAGUCCACCAUUUCGUGGAACUGAUUGACACUUUGAAUCCUAAAUCUUUCUUAGCUGCAUUGAAAGCCGCCCAUGCCUGUUUGUUUGUAUCGCAAGAUGAAGCGGAAAAAGAUGUGGAAAUGAAGGAAACCUCUUCACGUGAUUCCCACUCGGACAUUACGAUGGAUACAGCCAAAGAUGAUAAUCUUGAAAUUGAAGUUGAUGGUCCGGGGCCCAGCAACGCGUUCGCUACCCAAGGUAGUAUUUACAGGAGACGAAGCCGCCGAAUUCACGGCCGUUUGGAUCGCAAAGCUGUUAUGGAAACAAUUGAGUUAGAAAGAGAGUUGAAGAGUCAGAAGUUCACACCAGAAGAUCGCAGAGCUGUUAUGAAAACAAUUGAGUUAGGAAGAGAGUUGAAGAGUCAGAAGUCCACACUAGAGGAUCAAUAUGGAGUGAAUGACGCCAAUAACAACUUACUUGCUAAAGCCUUUAAUUCACUAUCGUACACUUACCGCCUGUUGGAAGGUCCUUUGAGUGAACUCGUCGACCCGAAACAGCGAGAAGUGUUGGCUGAUACACUCAACUCCGCCAUUUUGGAAGCGAAUCAGUUGCCCAAAAAAUCAAUUUUGCGGUUAGCUAUGGCACAUGCAAAAGAACUACAACAGACAAUGGCCCAAAACGGUAUCGGAGCGUCGGCAUUCGCAAGCAUCGAUGAAUCGUUUUAG